AUGGCUGGCAAAAUGAAGACUGAGACGGAAAACUCCGGGUCUUUACCUCCGCUCUCCGCGAGUGACUUUCGUGCAUAUAAUCGCAUGUCUGAGCAGAUGGAGGGUUUUCAUAGUCACUUUCGUUUGACUUGGAAUCAGCUUUGGGACGCAUGUAAUGCCACGGGCAAGCGUCCUGCGGGAUUAUCAGCCCGCCAGAUGAUCAUGAUGGGACUACAAUUCUGCUCGCAACUCGACUUCCACCACUCUAUCGAGGAGCAACAUAUUUUCCCAGUGCUUGCGAAGAAAAUGCCCGAAUUCCGGAAAGAACUGGAUCUUCUGAAGCAGCAUAAACAGAUUCAUGCUGGCCUCGAGAAGCUCGAGGCUUACCUUGAGAAAUGUCGCUCCGGCGAGGAGGACAUGCGCCGUGAAGAGGUGCGCCGACUCAUGGAGGGCUUUGGUAAGGUGCUCUGGCAGCAUCUUGAUGAGGAGGUUCAGACGCUCAACGCGGAAAAUAUGCGCCAAUAUUGGUCCGUUGAGGAAAUGCGCCGCCUACCGAUGUGA
Molecule: messenger RNA, 540 nt
Organism: Penicillium waksmanii
Lineage: Eukaryota; Fungi; Ascomycota; Eurotiomycetes; Eurotiales; Aspergillaceae
Product: hemerythrin domain-containing protein
Exons: 2
Coding region: 1-540 (179 amino acids)
Source: RefSeq, a predicted model, not a curated record